AUGCCUCCAACAGGCGCCUUUGGCCUCCUCGCCCUCCGCGCCACCGAAAAUGCCGCCACCGCUGCCUUCACAUCACACACCAACUCAACCGAGCAAUUACUCAACGCCACCGCAGGAGGAGGAGGGGGAGAACCGGGCCACCGCGAGUGGAAUGGCGGCUCCGUCGUGCCCGUUGCCGUCAUCUCGGCCGUGCUGUCGACCGCCUUCGUGGCCAUGCGCUUCUACACUCGCAUCUACAUCCUGCGCUCAGUCAAGUGGGAGGACUGGUUCAUCCUCAUGUCCCUCGUCUUCGCCAUCGCCACGAGCGGGGGUAUGAUAGCACAACUCAACUACGGCCUGGGCCACCAUCUACGCUCCGUCGGCGCCUCGUUCCCCGUCUAUAUCCAAACAGGCAUCCUCACGAACCUCUUCUACUCCAUCUCCCUGACCCUCACAAAAAUCUCCAUCCUGCUCCUCUACAUCCGCAUCCUCACCUACGACCUCGUCCGCCUCCUCGGCAAGGUCCUCCUCGGCCUCGUCAUCCUCACCCACACCUGGAUCAUCGCCUCCAUCCUCACGACCUGCAUCCCCCUCUCCGCCGCCUGGUCCUACGACCCCGCCAACCCCCCGCUCUACUGCCACCCCGUCCCCGUCUUCUGGCUCAACGCCGUCCUCCACAUCCUCACCGACUUCAUGAUCUUCAUGCUGCCCCUCCCCGUCAUCUCCAGCAUGAGCCUGCCCCGCAAGCAGAAGACGGGCCUCUACUUCGUCUUCUGCCUCGCCUUCCUCGUCUGCGCCAUCUCCAUCUUCCGCCUCGUCGCCGUCUUCCACACCGACGAGUCCAACGCCCAGGUCGCAGACGUCACCUGGUCCGCCGUCCGCGUCGCCAACUGGACCUCCCUCGAGGUCCACAUCGCCAUCGUCACCGCCUGCCUGACCACCCUCAAGCCCCUCCUCAACGCCCUCUUCCCGAACCACGCCUGCGGCGCCACCGUCAACGACAGCCCGCUGCCGCUCAAAACGGCCAGCCCCGCCGAGGAGGCUCGCCGCCGCAAGGACUUUGAGGAGAACUUCUCCACGGGUGAUGUUGAUGGGUACAGGCGCCCGCUGACCAUCGGCACGAAGUCGAACAGGCCAAAGGUUAGGCGGGACACGUUUGCCAGCCUCGUCGCGGACCGCAAGAGCACUCUGGAGCACUUGGAAGUCGCGACACCGACGUCGGCGACGAAGUUGUCUGAUAAGGAGGGCGAGGAGUUCAAGCUGCCCGAAGUCCAGCCACCGUCGCCUUUUGGCAGGUUUUCGAGUUGGACACGGGGUUCGAGGUUGCAGAUCCCGAGCGUGACGAGAGGUGCCAGCGUGAAGCACGAACGCUUCGGGUCAACAGCAACAACAAGAGGGAGGCACGAGCGGUUCCCGUCGAACGUCACCUGGGCUUCGACACAUCGACGGUAUGAGUCUAUUGAUGAAGAGGUACCACAGGUACCCGGGAGGAGGCUGAUUUAA
This is a messenger RNA of Colletotrichum aenigma, 1482 nucleotides long. RefSeq lists its product as uncharacterized. The transcript has 2 exons. Lineage: Eukaryota; Fungi; Ascomycota; Sordariomycetes; Glomerellales; Glomerellaceae. Bases 1 to 1482 code for a protein of 493 amino acids. The record is from RefSeq and is a predicted model, not a curated record.